This is a messenger RNA of Adineta ricciae, 1023 nucleotides long. NCBI's taxonomy places the organism in Eukaryota, Metazoa, Rotifera, Eurotatoria, Adinetida, Adinetidae. The record is from the annotation of a GenBank genome assembly.
AUGACAUCCUUAUCUUCACUUUGUCAAGUUUGUGGUGAUUUAGCUAAACGAAAUCAGAGUUCUAUUAUCUCAUGUUUAUCAUGUCGAUCAUUUUUCCGAAAAUAUUCAUCAUUGUCACGAAACAUUUUGUAUUGUCAAAACAAUUGGAAUUGUCGUAUAACAUCAAUAACACGAAUGAAAUGUGCAGCUUGUCGUCUAAAGAAAUGUUUUUUAAUUGGAAUGAAUAUGAAUUUAAAUAAUUAUAAUAAUCGAUAUGUUGUAUCUUCAUCUAAUCAACAACCAUUUCUUUAUAAUGAACAAUUGAAAUUCACAACAGAACAAUGGUAUGUCUUUUCAAAUUUCAUUUCGAUUGAUAAUAAUGUUAAUUCGAUAAAUUCUAUUGAAUAUUUACUUGAACAUCAGUUCUCUUUACCGAUUAAAUUACGUUUCAAAUCUACAAUUAUUUUCAAUAUCAUUCGAAUAUUUCUUCAAAAUAAUCAACUAAUCCUCAAACGUUUAUCUCAUUAUCAAUUAUUAUCCGUGAUUUCUUAUCGAAUGUUAUUCAAACGAAAUUGUUUAAGUAUUGCAAUGUUUCACGGAUUUGUCGUUGCACAUCAACUCAAAAUAGAAGAACACGACAUACUUCAAGCUGCUCUUGUGCAAAUUUGUGGAUCUACUUGGAUCAACAAAGUCAAAUCGAUCUAUCGACAAUUCGAAUCGAAUGUUAUAUUUAUUAAAUUGAUGAUUUUUGUUUUGAAUUUUUCAACGAAUUUAUCCGUUGUUACUUUCGAUGAGAAAGAAGAUUUAAAACAAAUGAUAUACACGAGACAAUUCAUUCCUAUUCAAGAUAUUUAUGUAACAAUCUUAUGGAAAUACAUGAUUUAUCGAUGUGGUUUUUAUGAAGCUAUUAAACAGUAUGAUAAAUUAGUUAAAAAUAUCAUCGACAUUUUAUAUAAUAAUCACGAAAAAUUAGAUGAAGAUGAUUUGUAUUCAUGGACAAGCAAUGCUUUUCUGCGUCACAUUGAACACUCAUUGAUUAUUUAA